This is a messenger RNA of Exophiala oligosperma, 2367 nucleotides long. RefSeq lists its product as uncharacterized. The record is from RefSeq and is a predicted model, not a curated record. Gene Ontology annotation, molecular function: heme binding; monooxygenase activity; iron ion binding. Lineage: Eukaryota; Fungi; Ascomycota; Eurotiomycetes; Chaetothyriales; Herpotrichiellaceae. Gene Ontology annotation, biological process: sterol metabolic process. The transcript has 4 exons. The coding region runs from base 356 to 1957 and encodes 533 amino acids.
GAUCUUUCCACCACUUGACAGUUCUUUUGGCGGUGUAAAAAACAACGGAGUUGCGAAAGGAGUCUUUACUGUACAUUCCUCGAUCCCCACCUGCGUUUGGACUUUCGCUCUCCCCAUCCUCACUACCUUUUUUAUCUCCCUCUUCCUACUACUACUACUACUCCUCCGUACUUCAUCGCCUUCUCUCUUUUUCUGUGUUUGUACUCCCUACCGAGCGAAAGUGCUUUUGCUUUAAAACACUCGUUUCCACCAUCGGUGUUGGCGUAGUGACAUCUUCGCGCUGUCAUUGCCAGGAACAGCGUCGUCCUCAUUCGACAAUCGGCCCGCGCGACCCUACCCAAGUCAAUCCUUCGCCAUGGAUAUUGUCGCCAAUCGAACCGCCUUCACAUCCCCCCUCGCCGAUGCCCAGUUAAAGAUUCAGGCCGCCAAUGCCUCGGGGCUGGUGGGCAGGGUGGUCUCCCAGCUCAAUGUUUGGACAGUCUUGUUUACCGUUUUGGCACUACUGAUUGCAUACGAUCAAUGUAGUUAUCAAUAUCAAAAGCAUGGCAUCGUUGGACCAGCAUGGAAACUACCGUUUAUGGGACCUUUUCUCGAAUCAAUGCACCCGUCCUUCCAAAAAUACAAACAGAAGUGGGAAAGCGGCGACUUGAGCUGCGUUUCCGUCUUCCACAAAUUCGUGGUCAUUGGCGCUUCCCGGGAUACGGCGAGAAAGAUCUUCAAUUCACCCGCGUUCCUCAAACCUACCGUGGUUGACAUUGCUCCCAAGCUCCUCCGGCCAACCAACUGGGUCUUUCUCGAUGGCCGAGAGCAUGUCGACUACCGCAAAGGCCUGAACGGACUCUUUACCCGUCAAGCGUUGGAAGCCUAUCUGCCAGGACAAGAGGAAGUUUACAGCAAAUAUUUCAAGACCUUUGUCAAUGAGUCCAAGGAGAACGAUAUGAAGCCUAAGCCGUGGAUGCCCAUCCUGCGAGAACUUAUGACCGCUGUGUCAUGCAGAACCUUUGUCGGUCACUACAUGAGCGACGAGGUCGUGAAGAAAAUUGCUGAGGACUAUUAUCUGAUUACCGCGUCAUUGGAACUGGUCAACUUCCCCAUCAUCAUUCCCUUCACCAAAACUUGGUAUGGGAAGAAGGCAUGCGACAUGGUCAUGGACGAGUUCGCCAAGUGUGCAGCUAAGUCCAAGGUACGCAUGGCGGCUGGCGGUUCUGUCUCUUGUACCAUGGAUGCGUGGGUCAAGCAAAUGCAAGAUUCGGCCAGAUACAAGGAGCGCAUUGCAAGAGGCGAGAACGUCGACUCGUCAGAGAAGCCAGCCCAAGUGCUUCGAGAAUUCAGCGACAUGGAGAUAUCCCAGACCAUCUUCACUCUGUUGUUCGCGUCCCAAGAUGCGACAUCGAGUGCUUGUACCUGGUUGUUCCAGAUCAUGGCUGACCGACCCGAGAUCCUGGCCAAAGUUCGAGAGGAAAACCUUGCCCUUCGAGGCGGCGACCGUAACAAGCCAUUCGACAUGGACAUGCUGGAAUCCAUGGUAUGGACAAGGGCAGUUGUGAAGGAGACUCUUCGUUAUCGUCCUCCAGUCAUUUUCGUGCCAUACGUUGCCAAAAAGGACUUCCCGAUGUCAGAGAACUACACUGUGAAGAAGGGUUCUAUGGUGAUUCCAGCACUUUGGCCUGCAACCCAUGAUCCCGAAGCCUAUCCAGAUCCCGACAACUUUGUUCCUGAACGAUGGAUCACUGGCGACGCGGACAAGCAGGUCAAGAAUUGGUUGGUAUUUGGCACUGGACCUCAUCAUUGUUUGGGCCAGACCUAUGCUCAAUUGAAUCUGAUGGCGAUGAUUGGGAAGGCCAGCAUACUGUUGGAUUGGGUGCAUGAGCCAACCGCUAUCAGCGAAGAUAUUGAAGUUUUUGCCACUAUCUUUCCUCAGGAUCAUUGCAAGCUGACCUUUACGGACCGAGCUUAGAUACAGCUCUGAGCGUUUACGUCUUUUUUUGUUUCCCCGCUUGAAAUCGUAAUUUUGAGCGACAAUGGCAAAGAACUGUACAUAGCAACGAACUCGUCGUUGGAGACGAGGAGACAUGCAUGACAGCAGUUAAUUUUCAGUCCUGGGUGCCGCGAUAGAGAAGAUUGGCACAACGAAGCACUUGAGGUUUUGAGAAUCUCGUUCGAGGAAACGAGGAAAGCAUCACGUAAUUGUACAUAGAAAUCAUGCCACGAAGGCAAGGAGCUUGGAUAGCUCAUCGACUAUGGAGUUCCACGUCGACCAUUUAUCAGUAACGAGGCUGAAGCGGUUAUCAUUACUCCGUACGGAAUCAGGUAUUAUCAAAUUUCCCCCGCGCGUUAUCGGCAAUGCCUUCUAUAAUUUUGACUCAC